This is a messenger RNA of Suricata suricatta (meerkat), 2964 nucleotides long. It is a transcript of the gene FILIP1L, whose product is annotated as filamin A interacting protein 1 like. Lineage: Eukaryota; Metazoa; Chordata; Mammalia; Carnivora; Herpestidae. The transcript is spliced from 2 exons. The record is from RefSeq and is a predicted model, not a curated record. Bases 114 to 2882 code for a protein of 922 amino acids.
UAAAGACACUAAUUGACCAAGAAACUGAGUCCCAGAAGAAGAAGGAGCAAGAAAAGGAAAAGAAGGUCAUCACCCUGAAAGCGGAGCUGACCAAACUGAAGUCUUUCGCUUUGAUGGUGGUGGACGAACAACAAAGGCUGACGGCACAGCUUGCCCUUCAAAGACAGAAAAUCCAAGACCUAACCACAAGUGCGAAGGAAACACAUGCUAAACUAGCCCUUGCUGAAACCAGAGUUCAGGAAGAAGAGCAGAAGGCAGCCAGACUAGAGAAAGAACUGCAAACACAAACCACAAGGUUUCACGAGAACCAAGAAACAAUUAUGGCAAAGCUCACCAAUGAGGACGGCCAAAAUCGCCAGCUUCGACAAAAGUUGGCAGCACUCAGCCGGCAAAUUGAUGAGUUAGAAGAGACAAACAGGUCUUUACGAAAAGCAGAAGAGGAGCUGCAAGAUAUAAAAGAAAAAAUCAACAAGGGAGAAUAUGGAAACUGUGGUAUCAUGGCUGAGGUGGAGGAGCUCAGGAAACGUGUGCUAGAAAUGGAAGGGAAGGAUGAAGAACUCAUAAAAAUGGAGGAGCAGUGCAGAGAUCUCAAUAAGAGGCUGGAAAAGGAAACAUUACAGAGUAAAGACUUUAAACUCGAGGUUGAAAAGCUCAAUAAAAGGAUUAUGGCUUUGGAAAAAUUAGAAGAUGCCUUCAACAAGAGCAAACAAGAAUGUUAUUCUCUGAAAUGCAAUUUAGAAAAAGAAAGGAUGACCACAAAGCAGCUGUCGCAGGAACUGGAGAGUUUAAAAGUAAGGAUCAAAGAGCUAGAAGCUGUUGAAAGUCGGCUGGAAAAGACAGAAUUUACCCUAAAAGAGGACUUAACUAAAUUGAAAACGUUAACUGUAAUGCUGGUAGAUGAAAGAAAAACGAUGAGUGAAAAAUUAAAGCAAACGGAAGAUAAGUUGCAAGCUGCUUCUUCUCAGCUUCAAAUGGAGCAAAAUAAAGUGACAACGGUUACUGAGAAGUUAAUUGAAGAAACAAAAAGGGCACUGAAGUCCAAAACUGACGUGGAAGAAAAAAUGUACAGUGUCACCAAGGAGAGAGAUGAUCUGAAAAACAAACUGAAAGCAGAAGAAGAGAAAGGAAAUGAUCUCCUGUCCAAAGUUAAUAUGUUGAAAAAUAGGCUUCAAUCAUUGGAAGCAAUUGAGAAAGAUUUCCUAAAAAACAAAUUAAAUCAAGAUUCUACUAGGUCCACCACAGUAUUACACCAAGAAAACAAUAAGAUUAAAGAGCUCUCUCAAGAAGUAGAAAGACUGAGACUGAAGUUAAAGGAUAUGAAAGCCAUUGAGGAUGACCUUAUGAAAACAGAAGAUGAGUACGAGACUCUAGAACGUAGGUAUGCUACUGAACGAGAUAAAGCUCAAUUUUUAUCUGAAGAGCUGGAACGUGUUAAAAUGGAACUUGACAAGUACAAGUUAGCAGAAAAGACAGAGUCUAGCCAUGAACAAUGGCUUUUCAAAAGGCUUCAAGAAGAAGAAGCUAAAUCAGGACACCUCUCAAGAGAAGUGGAUGCACUGAAAGAGAAAAUUCAUGAAUACAUGGCAACUGAGGACCUGAUAUGUCAUCUCCAGGGAGAUCAUUCAGUUCUGCAAAAGAAACUCAAUCAACAAGAAAACAGGAACAGAGAUUUAGGAAGAGAGAUUGAAAAUCUCACUAAAGAGUUAGAGAGGUAUCGGCAUUUCAGUAAGAGCCUCCGGCCUAGUCUCAAUGGAAGAAUCAUCUCUGACCCUCAAGUGUUUUCUAAAGAAGUUCAGACAGAAGUAGUAGACAAUGAGCCACCCGAUUACAAGAGUCUCAUUCCUCUGGAACGAGCAGUCAUCAAUGGUCAGCUAUACGAGGAGAGUGAGGACCAGGAUGAGGACCCUAAUGAUGAGGAAUCGGUGCUGUCCUUCAAAUGCAAUUCAUCUACCCCCUGUCCUGUUAACAGGAAACUAUGGAUUCCUUGGAUGAAAUCUAAGGAGGGCCAUCCUCAGAAUGGAAAAAUCCAGACUAAACCCAAUGGUAACUUCAUGCAACCUGGAGAUUUAGUCUUAAGCCACACGCCUGGGCAGCCACUUCAUAUAAAGGUUACUCCAGACCAUGUCCAAAACACAGCCACUCUUGAAAUCACAAGUCCAACCACAGAGAGUCCUCACUCUUAUACAAGCACUGCAGUGAUUCCAAACUGUGGCACCCCAAAACAAAGGAUAACCAUCCUCCAAAAUGCCUCCAUAACACCAGUGAAAUCCAAAACCUCUGCUGAAGGCCUCAUGAAUUUAGAGCAAAGCAUGUCCCCAAUUACUAUGGCAACCUUUGCCAGAGCACAGACCCCAGAGUCUUGUGGUUCUAUAACUCCAGAAAGGACAAUGUCACCUAUUCAGGUUUUGGCUAUGACUGGUUCAGCAGGCUCUCCUGAGCAGGGACGUUCCCCGGAGCCGAUAGAAAUCAGUGCUAAGCAUGCAAUUUUCAGAGUCUCCCCUGACCGGCAGUCAUCAUGGCAGUUUCAACGUUCAAACAGCAACAGUUCAAGUGUGAUAACUACUGAGGAUAAUAAAAUCCACAUUCACUUAGGAAGUCCUUACAUGCAAGCUGUAGCCAGCCCCGUGAGACCUGCCAGCCCUUCAAUACCACCACAGGAUAACCGAACUCAAGGCUUAACUAAUGGGGCACUAAACAAAACAACCAAUAAAGUCACCAGCAGUAUUACUAUCACACCAACAGCCACAACUCUUCCUCGACAAUCACAAAUUACAACACCCAGGCAAACUGUGAAGAUCUUUAGAAGUAAAAGAAAUCUUCCACGAUUAUCCUCUUUUUCCCUGCAAAAUCAAUUUCAUGAUAGCAAAGCGAGGAUUUGUUGACAGAAACACUUCCAUGGUGAUGAACUACAGCACCAACGCUGCGGGCUUGCAUCAUCAUUAAAUAAAUUUGGAUGAAAGCUGA